Messenger RNA from Caenorhabditis angaria, 1118 nucleotides. The record is from the annotation of a GenBank genome assembly. NCBI's taxonomy places the organism in Eukaryota, Metazoa, Nematoda, Chromadorea, Rhabditida, Rhabditidae.
AUGCUUGGCUAUUUCAAUCGAACUUAUUCGGAACUUCAGGGAACUUGGAAAUAUUAUGCUCCUCUUUUUAUCAUUGAAGCCCUUUUCAUUUUUAUGACCACAAUUUUUAUGCUAUUUUGGAUUUAUGUUAUAAAUACUGCUCAAAGUGUUCAUAGAAAUGUUCGAUUUUUGUACACAGUUUAUUAUGGGCAAUACUGUACACAGACAUUUUUUUGGAUCAUUCAACCAAUAUCGAUUUUAUUGGGUAUCAUCGAUGGUGAGCUAUAAAAACCUUAUUGUAACUGAAGAAACAUUUUCAGAUACUACUCUAGCUCACACAAAAAUUUUCAAAGUUACAAAUCUUUUCAGACAUAUUGGCUUGACGUAUGGUAAGUUUUAGAAAUUUCACUCAUCUAAUUCUCCUCUCAAGUUUUCAGCAUUUUAUAGUUUGCCAGGUUUUAUUGUUGAACGUAGUUUUGCAACAUGGACUGUUCAAGAUUAUGAGCAUAAUCCUUAUCCAAAAAUUGGAAAUAUUAUUGUAAUUGUUCAAUCUUGCGUUUCUUUGGGUUUUGGAAGUCAUUUUAGUAUAGCUUCAAAUACAAUUCCUCAUAUUUUUGUUGCAUUGAUGAUAAAUAGUAUGGCAGUGGCUACGAAUUUUUAUAUUGCUCAUAUCAACAAAAAAUAUUAUAAUACUGAACAUUUAUCGUAUUCAUUAUCUGAAAGAUUUCAAAUAACUGAAAAUCUUCGAUCUUCGAAAAUGUUUGAACGCAUUGUUUAUAGCACUAGCUUUUUCAAUGUGAUUGUUAAUACUUGUAUGAUUUUGGAUAACUAUGAAUACUCAAUCAAAUUUAAAAAUUUGUCCAGCGUUUUGUGUGAUUUUUCAAUUCUUAUUUAUGGUUUUAUUGUUCCAUUGAUCACUGGUUUACAGCAAGAAUCAUGGAUGAAACAAGUUUAUGUUUUAAUGGUAAUAACUUUUAAUAAAUAUUGGAUGAAUCAAAAAUAAUUUGUUUCAGAGUCGAUGUUCUUCAAAACGAAUAACUCCUUCAACAAACAGUUUUACCCAGAAAAUGGAGAAGAAAACUGUGAGAAAAGAAGAAACUACAGUAUAUUUUGAUAUGUUAAACACGCAGUGGAAAUAA